Scedosporium apiospermum is the source of this 1116-nucleotide messenger RNA. Its product is annotated as Fip1 domain-containing protein. Gene Ontology annotation, cellular component: mRNA cleavage and polyadenylation specificity factor complex. NCBI's taxonomy places the organism in Eukaryota, Fungi, Ascomycota, Sordariomycetes, Microascales, Microascaceae. The transcript has 3 exons. Bases 1 to 1116 code for a protein of 371 amino acids. The record is from RefSeq and is a predicted model, not a curated record. Gene Ontology annotation, molecular function: RNA binding.
AUGGAAAUUGAAGACGAAGAUGAUUUCUACUCCCCUGAGGAGCCAAUUGUAGCCCCUACCAAAGAUACUGAUACCAGCACAACCAAGCACCAGCCCGCCACCACAACCACUUCACGCCAUGACGAUGAGCUUGAGGAGGGCGAGGAGGAGGAUGAGGGAGGUGUAAUCAUUGAAGAAGAUGAAGAUGACUCUGAUGUCGACUUCAUCAUAGAAAACAAAGAUGGCGAGAAACCCCCUCCUCCCCAGUACGUCCCUUCCAACGUUCUUCCCAUCCCUUACCAUUUCUCCCUACCAAGUAGCAGCUCGUUAACACUUUUUUCUGCCAUGAUGAGUAGACAAUCGCGAUACAGCGAUAUUAAGAAUAUCCCCCAGCGCACCGCGUCGGGCGAAAUCGCGUCGAAGCCCACCCCCGCUAAGGAGGAGCAGAAGCCGCUGCCCGUUCCCUCGGCGGACCAGGCCGCUGCUGCUGCGAGUAGUUCGAAGAUUAACAUCAAUGCCAAUCCCGUCUACCCGCCCGCCGGCAAGCCCAUCACUCAGGUCAACAUCGACACUGACCUCCCCGACAACGACAAACCCUGGCGCAAACCCGGCACCGACCUAAGCGACUACUUCAACUACGGCUUCGACGAAUUCACCUGGGCCCUCUACGCCUCGAAACAAGAAACCGUCCGCGCCGAAUACAACCCGGAAAUCAUCGCCGCUAACAACAAGAAGAUGAUGGAGGACUUCAACAACAUGAUGAUGAUGGGCGGAAUGGGCAUGCCCGGCGGGCCCGGUGGGCCUGGAGCUGGGCCCGGAGCCGGCGGUACCAUGGCGGGGAUGCCUGGCAUGGAGGGCAUGACGCCCGAGAUGCAGCAGAUGAUGCAGCAGAUGAUGGCGUCGGGGAUGGAUCCGAGCCAGAUGGACCCCGCGGCAAUGGCGGCUAUGUUUUCGGGGAUGCAGAAUCCCGGUGGCGGCGGUGGUGGUCAGGGGGGCCAGGGACAGAGUUAUCAGGGCUUUGGGGCGGGUCAGGGGCAGGGUUAUGGAGGGUUUGAUCAAGGCAUGGGUGGAAGCGGUGGUGGUGGCGGUGGUGGACGUGGAGGUUUUGGAGGGAGGGGCCGGGGUCGUCGCUGGUAG